Molecule: messenger RNA, 1407 nt
Organism: Dermacentor andersoni
Lineage: Eukaryota; Metazoa; Arthropoda; Arachnida; Ixodida; Ixodidae
Product: chitinase-like protein 3
Biological process (GO): chitin catabolic process; carbohydrate metabolic process
Cellular component (GO): extracellular region
Molecular function (GO): chitin binding; chitinase activity
Source: RefSeq, a predicted model, not a curated record
AUGGAUGAUUCCAGUGACGCUUCCGGUGAUCUCCGCAGCUCGACCCGGCGGCGGCGGCGUCGCAGCGACGACGACGAGUCAUCACUGCGUUACAUGCUGCGCAAUCAGAACCUACUCCUGGUCGUGUUCCUGAUCCUCGGUGUGCUCACGGUGUCUUGCGCAUGCGUCGCCAUUGUCGCCGCAGUGGUCGAGCACUUCUGGACAUCCAUCGACGAACCGAUGGGAACCGCCAUCGCCGCAGAAGGCGUUGUCGACGACGGUCGAAAACAGCAAGGAGGCAAGUCCUCGUCCGCCGAGUUCGUCAUGCAGCGGCAAUCCGAGGCGGACGGUGCGAACCGCGCAGUCUUCUGUUUCAUCAACUACACAGCGGCGCCCGGUUCACCGCACCGUUUCGUCGUGGACAACGUGUCGGCCGACCUCUGCGACGCUCUCGUCUUCGUGUCCGUCGGGCUAGACACGCGGCAACAGAGCGCGCGUUUCAAGCAGCCCGUCGAAGACGCCGAGACCCUCCAGAGCUUGACGUCGCUGCCCACACCCGUCUGGGUCUUGGUCGGCGGCGAGCUCGCGGACUCUCGCGACUUCCGGAAGGCAGUGCGAGAGAAGCGGACGCGGCUCGCCUUCGUGCACAACGCGGCGGUCUGGUCACGCCGCAUGGGACUCGCCGGCCUGAUCCUCUACUGGAAGUAUCCGACACUGAGAUACCGCUCUAAUUACAGCACAUUCGUGAACACCAUGCGCAUCGUCUUCGAACACAAGGGGCUGCGCUUGAGCGUGGUCGUACCAUGGGAGACGGCGAAGCGACGCGACGGUUACUUCGUACCGUCGCUGUACAACCGGCUCGACCUCGUCGUCGUCGACACGCACCGUACCGUGGACCCGGCGUCGUUUCCGGUCACCACAUGCCAGAGCCCGAUGAGGGCCGUCUUCAGGGCGCACCAUAACGGCCAGGUGGGACUGUCCUCGGUUCUCGACGAGCUGUCCAUGGUCACCGAGCACAUGCUUGGCAAGACCAUGCUGAGCGUCUCGUUCACCGGCGCCACGUUCACCCUGAAGCGGCCCUGGAUGAAGAACGUUCGUGUAGGCAUGCGCGUACUCGGUCCCGGCAAGCCCUUCGCUCACACCAACCGCUCGGGCCUGGCCAGUUACUACGAGGUUGCCAAGGCGCUGACGCACCACGAUGCGUCCUCGUGGCACAGUGCAACUCACGGCUUCUCUCGCUGCUCGGUGGCCUACUGGAAGGACCAGUGGGUCGGCUUCGAGGACCGUGCUAGCCUGCGCCUUAAGCGGUCAGUGGUGCGAAAGACUGCGGGCCUCGCGGUCUGGGACUUGUCCAUGGACGAUUUCGCAGGGGACUUGGGACUCGCGUGGCCCCUGCUUCGCGAGGCUCACGACGUGGUGCACGGUUGA